UCGUGUCGUCUCGUCUCCGCCCUUGGCUUCCUCCUGGUCUCUUUAGAUAGAGGCAAAAAAGAGCUCAUGCCCCUCCUCCCUCUCCUCUCUCUUGCGCGUCACCUUCGCUUGGGCUUCUACAGCGAGCUUUCUCCACCUCGAUCCCCUCGAAUUCACCGUCUCAGAUCGCUUCGAUCGGAAUUCGAGCCGAGGGAGGAGGCGCAGUGGAGAAUGAUCGAGCGUUUGCUUCUAGUUGGGGUUUGAUCCGCGGUUCGUGUGUGAAAGAAAGCAGAAAAGAGGAUCUUGGUUACUUACGUGGUUUACCCACGUCGGUGUUUCAUGGGUCGAUGAAAGGGGCGCCGGAGGAAGCACUGAUGGGUUCCCAACUUAAACGGCCCAACGUUCCUCGAGUGGAUCCGUCUAUGCAAACCCAUAUGGCGCCGGCAUCGGCAGCAAGUAAUACUCCCAAACUCACCACUAACGAUGCCCUAGCCUAUCUCAAGGCCGUGAAGGAUAUAUUUCAAGACAAAAGGGAAAAAUACGAUGAAUUUCUUGAGGUCAUGAAGGACUUCAAGAGCCAGAGGAUUGACACUAAUGGGGUCAUCAUGAGGGUGAAGGAAUUAUUUAAGGGUCAUCGCGAUCUGAUAUUGGGCUUUAACACCUUCUUGCCAAAGGGAUAUGAAAUUAAGUUACCGGAAGAAAAGAAACCAGUUGAAUUUGAGGAAGCAAUCAAUUUUGUCAACAAAAUUAAGAAUCGUUUCCAGAAUGAUGAUCACGUUUACAAGUCAUUCUUAGAUAUUCUGAAUAUGUACCGAAGGGAGAAUAAGUCAAUCCAUGAGGUCUACCAGGAGGUAGCAGCUCUCUUUCAGAAUCAUCAUGAUUUACUCGAGGAGUUCACACACUUUUUGCCUGAUGCCUCUGCAACAUAUGCGCCACAUCAUGCAUAUUCUGGUCGAGGCUUUGUGCAACGAGAUGACAGGAGCUCUUUGAUGCCUACAGCAAGGCAUAUUCAUGGGGAUAAGAGAGAGAGAUCUUAUACGUCACAUGCCGAUCGCGAUUUUAGUGUUGAUCAUCCUGAUACAGAGCAUGAUAGGCAGAGAAGGCAUGCAGAAAGGGAAAAGGAUAGAAAGGAAGAUAGGGACAAGAGAGACCGUGAACGGGAUGAGAAGGAUAUAGAGCAUGAUAGUGGAGAUUUAGAUGAGGCAAAUAGAAGGCAUAAAUUUCAAUCUAGAAGAAUGGAUGACUCUGUUGCUGAGCCAAAGCAGCAAAGGGGUGACUGUACCGAGAAUAUUGGCACGUAUAGCAUUUCAGUUUCAUCAUCUGAUGAUAAGAAUGCUUUGAAGAGUGUGUAUACCCGAGAAUUUAACUUUUGCGAGAAAGUCAAGGAGAAGUUGCACCCUGACACUUACCAGGAAUUUUUGAAAUGCCUUCACAUAUACAGCAAAGAGAUAAUAAACAGAACAGAGUUAAAGAAUCUGGUAAGUGAUAUCCUUGGAAAGCAUCUGGAUCUCAUGGAAGGCUUCAAUGAAUUUUUGGCCCAUUGUGAAAAUAUAGGUGGGCUUGUACAUGUUCCUAUUGAUGGAUUUCUCGAAGGUGUAUUCAACAAAAGGCAUACAGCUAGGCCAAUUAAGAUAGAGGACAGAGACAGAGAAAGGGAGCGGGACAUGGAUGAGCAGAAGGAUUCUGAAAGGGAGAGAAAUAAUGAAAGGGAAAGAGUUGACAAAGGUGCUCUUUACAAUUCUAAGGAGGGUGCUUCACACAAGGCUACUUUCUUCUCAAGCAAAGAAAAAUAUAAUUUAUGGAAACCAAUUUCAGAGCUUGAUCUCUCAAAUUGUCAACGUUGUACCCCAAGUUACCGUCUUCUGCCAAAAAAUUAUCCAAUUCCUCCUGCUAGCCACAGGACUGAACUUGGAGUGUCAGUAUUAAAUGAUGUAUGGGUAUCAGUGACUUCUGGAAGUGAGGAUUACUCUUUCAAGCACAUGCGCAAAAACCAAUACGAAGAAAGUUUAUUUAGAUGUGAAGAUGAUAGAUUUGAGCUGGAUAUGUUAUUGGAAUCGGUGAAUGUCACAACCAAGCGAGUAGAGGAAUUGCUAGAAAUGACACAAGAUCCUGUCAAAUCAGAAAAUCUAAUUCAUAUUGGAGACCAUCUUUCUUCUUUGAAUUUGAGGUGCAUUGAACGUUUGUAUGGAGACCAUGGUCUUGAUGUCAUGGACGUACUUCACAAGAAUGCUGGUCUUGCUUUGCCAGUCAUAUUAACCCGCCUGAAGCAAAAGCAAGAGGAAUGGUCUAGGUGUCGUUCAGAUUUCAAUAAAGUUUGGGCAGAAAUAUAUGCUAAGAAUUAUCAUAAGUCACUCGAUCAUCGCUGUUUCUAUUUCAAGCAACAGGAUACAAAGAGCUUGAGCACAAAGGCUUUGCUGGCUGAGAUUAAAGAAAUCAAUGACAAGAUGAAGGAGGAGGAUGACAUUCUUCUCGCUGUUGCUGCCAGAAAUAGGCGGCCUAUACUUCCCAACAUGGAAUUUGAGUAUGUAGAUGUAGAUAUCCAUGAGGAUUUGUAUCAGAUCAUUAAAUAUUCAUGUGGAGAAGUUUGCACAUCUUUGGAACAAGUGGACAAAGUCAUGAAGAUAUGGACCACCUUUUUGGAGCCCUUAAUGUGUGUUCGAUCUAGAAAUCAAGGUGAAGAAGAUGCUCAAGAUGCAAAACCUGAAAACCGUGCUGUCAAAACCAGUAUGGUAGGCGUGGGUGAAAAUAAUCGGAGUUCUGGUGUUGAUUGUGCUGGUGCUACCAGGCAAAACAAUGGUGAUGGGAACAUUUCACCCGAACAAGUAGCUCCAUGCAGAACUAAGUUGGCCAGUGGAGACACAACAGUUACUGAAAAUGGUUUUCAUAACAUAGAUCGAACAACUCGCCAUAGUGAAAAUCUUGGUAACAAACCACUGCAAGGAAGAGGGCAGGGCAGUGCUCCAAUGGCUGAUGAAGUGUCUGGAAUAAACGGACAAUAUGUACCUGCAGAGCCUUUACAGGAUAACAUUUAUGUUGCUGGUGGAGCUGAACAAAGUCAGAAUAGAACAAACCUGGAGAUCAUAUCAGGAGCUAAUAGUGCCUCUCUAAGAACUGGUCAUUUUGGAAUGGAAACAGUAGUUGAACCUCGAGCUACCAAUGAAAUUUUACCAUCUUCAGAGGGUGAACAAACUGGAAGGCCCAUUGUAUCAGCAAAUGGUGCUAGCACCACUGAAAACAACAAGGGUCACAGGCCUAAUGAAGGUUCUGCUUCCCUUAAUAACCUUAAGGUUGAAAGAGAAGAAGGUGAAUUGUCACCUACUGGAGAUUUUGGAGAGGAUAAUUUUGUGACUUUUGGAGAUGCUGCUAUAAAUGUUGCUCCUAAAGGGAAGGACACUUCUGCCAGCAGACAGUUCCACGUCAGACCUGGAGAAGUAGAGGCUUCUUGUGGUGAAGCUGCAGGGGAGAAUGAUGCUGAUGCUGAUGAUGAGGGUGAGGAAAGUGCUCAACGGUCUACAGAGGUUAGUGAAAAUGCAUCGGAGGCUGGUGAGGAUGUCUCAGGCAGCGAAUCUGGUGAUGGUGGGGAAUGUUCUCGGGAAGAUCACGAGGAGGAAGAGGAUGAUGCUGAGAAUGAUCAGGAUGGUAAGGCUGAAAGUGAGGGUGAAGCUGAAGGAACGACUGAUACACAUGAUGCUGAAGGAGAAAUUACCUCAUUACCAUUUUCAGAACGAAUUCUACACACGGUUAAGCCUCUUGCAAGGCAUGUACCUGCCGCAUUACAUAACAAGGAAGAUAAAUAUUCGCGGAUUUUUUACGGAAACGAUUCAUUUUAUGUGCUGUUUCGUCUUCAUCAGACUUUGUAUGAAAGGAUACUCUCAGCCAAGACGAACUCAUCAGCUGCUGAAAAGAAAUGGAGAAGUUCUAAAGAUACAACCCCUCCUGACUUAUAUGCCAAAUUUAUAAGUGCUCUAUACCACCUACUUGAUGGUUCUGCUGACAAUACCAAGUUUGAAGAUGAUUGCCGUACGAUCAUUGGAACUCAAUCCUAUCUACUUUUUACGUUGGACAAGCUAAUCUAUAAAGUUGUUAAACAGCUUCAAGCAAUGGCUUCAGAUGAGAUAGACAAUAAGCUUCUUCAACUCUCCUUGUAUGAAAAAUCAAGGCGAUCGGGCAGAUCUUCUGAUUUAGUUUAUCAUGAGAACAUUCGUGUGCUUCUUCAUGAUGAGAACAUAUACAGAUUUGAAUGUUUUUCACAGUCUUCAUAUGUGACCCGGCUAUCCAUUCAGCUUAUGGAAUAUGGACACGAGAAGCCCGAAGCCACUGCUGUCUCUAUGGAUCCCAGCUUUUCAGCUUAUCUUUACAGUGAUUUUCUGUCGAGUAUUCCAGACAAGAAAGGAGCAGAGGGUGUCUUUCUGAGAAGGAACAAACGCAAAUAUGGGGAUGAUGAUGAAUAUGCUUCUACUUACAAGGCCAUGAGUAGGUUCCAAGUUAUCAAUGGUUUGGAAUGCAAGAUAUCUUGCAGUUCCUCAAAGGUGUCUUAUGUGCUAGACACAGAAGAUUUCCUGUUCCGAGGGAGAAAGAAAAGGAUAUAUUCUUGUGGGGGGACCAUUAUUUGUGGCCAAGCUCAACCUUCACAAGCACAUGAUGCAAAAGUACAGCAGUUUCAUCGAUUCUUAUCCAGAUCCUAGAGCACCUUGCCACAAGAAAAGUGUGGCUGUUUGUCGAGUCAAAAAAUCCAACCCGGCAGCCCUCCCCUCAGCUGCGAUACUGAAAAUUCUGGCAUUUUCUUUUUCGCCUCCUGCAUCUUGCUGUCCUGGAAAUAAUAGCCAGGGAGAAUUCUGGUACAUACGGCGAUCAUUAUAACUUCAUUCUAGUGGCUUUACAAUCACAUAUUUGUAUAUAUGUAUGACCCUCAACUUCCUUGCUCGCAUGGAUAUUCCAAGUUUCUUUUCCCCGUGCCCUCGGCUCACAUAUUGAUUGUCUACCAGAACACACUGUAACAUUGAGAUGUAACCUGCUUACUCCUGUAACAAGUGUAGGUAUCAGCGGCCUGUACCUUGUAUGUGAUCGUUAGGAAUAUCUAGUGAUUUGCAUCUUGUUGAGGGAGUUGGGACGGCGGUCCGUUUGAUGUAAACUUUUCUUGUGAAUUGUCUUGUUCCCAGCAGGAGUUGCAAUGUGAUUCUGGUCACCAAAUUGUUGCUUUUGGUUUAA
Molecule: messenger RNA, 5187 nt
Organism: Musa acuminata AAA Group (dessert banana)
Lineage: Eukaryota; Viridiplantae; Streptophyta; Magnoliopsida; Zingiberales; Musaceae
Product: paired amphipathic helix protein Sin3-like 4
Exons: 23
Coding region: 327-4664 (1445 amino acids)
Biological process (GO): negative regulation of transcription by RNA polymerase II
Cellular component (GO): histone deacetylase complex; chromatin
Molecular function (GO): transcription corepressor activity
Source: RefSeq, a predicted model, not a curated record